AUGGGUAGCAGUGGUAACAGUGGUGGUUUAUUAUCCAUUUGGAAUAAGAAUAAAGUGGUAAAGGAGAAUGAAAGAAUGGGGAUAAAUAACAUUACUACAGUCUUUACUUCUAAGUUAAAGGGUGACAAGUGGGCAGUGUGCAAUCUAUACUCACCUUGUGGGUACAAUGAAAGAGCUGAUUUUUGGAAUGAAUUGAAGGUAAGGAAUUGGUGGAAGGGUCCAAUUUGUUUUGCAGGUGAUAUGAAUGAUGUGAGGAAUGAUGAAGAAAGGAAUAAAGGAGAAGCUGAUAGUAGAAAUAAUUCUUUUCUAAAUAAUUUUAUCAUGUCUCAGGAGUUGAUUGGUUUAGCAUUGGUGGGAGGGGCUUUUACUUGGUCUGAUAUGCAGAAAGAUCCUUUAUUGUGCAGGUUAGGCAAGUUCUUGCUCUCUGUGGAGAUGGAUGUGUUAAUUCCACAUUCAAUUCAAAUUGCUUUAACUAGUGUAAUUUAUGAUCAUAGGCCUAUCAUGUUGGUGACAAAACCAAAUUUUAUGUGUAAACCUAAUUUCAAGUUUGAGAAUGGUUGGCUGCUGCAUAAAGAUUUCUUUAAGAAGGUGAAGGAAUGGUGGGAUGUUAUGGAGUAUCAAGGUCAGGCAAGCUUUGUUUUCUUUAAGAAGUUGCAGUAUCUGAAAUAUUUUCUGAAGAAUUGGAGUAGAGUGGAGUUUGGGUCAGUCAAAAGAGUGAAAGUUGACCUAACUGAGAAGAUUGAACUUUUGGAUCAGAUGGAGGAAACUCAUGUACUGACAGAUAAGAAGUUUGAAGAUAGAAUGCAUUUCUUAUUAAAUCUGAAAAAUUUGAAGGCUACGGAGGCUAGGAAAUGGCCUAUAAGAGAUAACCAAAAUGAUUUCAGGUGGGGGGAUCCAAAUACAUCUUAUUUUCAUAGGUUGGAAAAUGCAAAGAGGAAGAGAAACACCAUUGCUAAGUUAGAUAUUGAAGAGGUUGAAUGUUUUGAUCAAGAGAGCAUAAAAGUGGAGAUGAAAAAUCAUUUUUGA
Papaver somniferum (opium poppy) is the source of this 1026-nucleotide messenger RNA. RefSeq lists its product as uncharacterized. The record is from RefSeq and is a predicted model, not a curated record. Bases 1 to 1026 code for a protein of 341 amino acids. The transcript has a single exon. Lineage: Eukaryota; Viridiplantae; Streptophyta; Magnoliopsida; Ranunculales; Papaveraceae.